AUGGUGUCUCUAAACUUCUUGCUCCUGGGCUUCUCUGAACACCCAUGGCAGAAGCCCCUCUUGUUCAGACUCUUCUGGGGCAUGUACCUGGUCACCCUGAUGGGGAACCUACUCAUCAUCCUGCCCAUAGCUGCUGACCAGCACCUCCGCACCCCCAUGUACUUCUCCCUGGCCAACCUGUCCUUCAAUACCUGCUUCUCCUGUUCCAUUGUCCCCGAGGUGCUGGUGAACAUCCAUACACAGCACCACUCCACCUCUCAUACUGGGUGCCUCAUGAAGAUGUAUUUCUCCAUGGCGUUGGCCCUGCUGGAUGACUUUCUGCUGGCCGUGAUGGCAUAUGACUGCCAUGUGGCCAUCUGUCUUCCUCUGCGCUACCCCACAAUCAUGUGUCUCCAAUGCUGCCUGGGGCUGGUCGCUGCAUCCUGGCUCUGCUCCCACCUCUUGGCCUUCUCACUCACUCUCCUGAUAUUUCAGUUCUCUUUCUGUGCCCCCCAUUCCAUCUUUGUACCCUGUGACCAUCUCCCAUUCCUCAAACUGGCCUGUUCAGACACUCGUAUCUUUCAGGUAAUGAUGUUCACUGAAGCCGCCCUUUCAGGUGUGGUCUGUGUCACCUGUGUCCUGGUCUCCUAUGCCCACAUCACCGAUGCCAUCCUCAGGGUACCCUCUGCUUGGAGGAAGCACAAAGUCUUCUCUACCUGUGGCUCUCAACUGUCAGUGGUCACUCUCUUCUAUGGGACACUCUUUCUGGUGUAUUUCCAUCCCUCAUCCUCCUAUUCAGCAGACCCUGGAAUGGUGGCACCUGUGAUAUACACAAUGGUGACCCCCAUCCUGAGCCCCUUUAUCUAUAGCCUGAGGAACAGGGACAUGAAAAGGGCUUCGUGGAGACUCUUCGGUUGGGCAAGAUGUUCCACCCCAUAA
Molecule: messenger RNA, 918 nt
Organism: Pteronotus mesoamericanus
Lineage: Eukaryota; Metazoa; Chordata; Mammalia; Chiroptera; Mormoopidae
Product: olfactory receptor 1G1-like
Exons: 1
Coding region: 1-918 (305 amino acids)
Biological process (GO): G protein-coupled receptor signaling pathway
Cellular component (GO): plasma membrane
Molecular function (GO): olfactory receptor activity; G protein-coupled receptor activity
Source: RefSeq, a predicted model, not a curated record